This is a messenger RNA of Echinococcus granulosus, 1266 nucleotides long. Its product is annotated as Transcription elongation factor B polypeptide 3. The record is from RefSeq and is a predicted model, not a curated record. Gene Ontology annotation, cellular component: elongin complex; nucleus. NCBI's taxonomy places the organism in Eukaryota, Metazoa, Platyhelminthes, Cestoda, Cyclophyllidea, Taeniidae. Gene Ontology annotation, biological process: transcription elongation by RNA polymerase II. The transcript has 6 exons. The coding region runs from base 1 to 1266 and encodes 421 amino acids. Gene Ontology annotation, molecular function: protein binding.
AUGUCGUGUCUAGAGCCCUUGGCCUGGAAGAUUACAACUAGAAUCGUUUUAGCAGGUGGUCAGCUGGUGGACGGUGGUUUUUGUUUCUGCUACAUGGCGGUAGAUGUCGGAAAAGCCCUUUUAAGGUUCACAGAAACACUUAGCGACCCCUCUGUCGACAAAGAAGCGAAACUUAAAGUCCUUCGUACACUGGAUGAAGUCACAUUAACCCUAAGCGAGUUGUCAAAUUCCGGUGUUGGACGAGCUGUUCGUCGUCUAAAAUCCGAGCCUGGUGAACUGGGUCAGAGAGCUCGCAGUCUUGUGAUCAAAUGGAAGGCUUUGCUUGAUGAGCACAUAAAGCGUGGAAACAUUCAAAUCCCAGAGCUAAUGAGGAAGAAGCAGGAAUUACCCGUAUCGACAAAUGAACCAGAAUUCCAACUUCCUUUUCUACGGCAAUUAAAGUCGCGCAAGCGUCCCUCUUCCCCUGAGCCUGUUUCUCAGUCCCUUGACGCUUCUUCGGGUCUUUCCUUCGAACAAGCCAUGAGCAUGACAGCUCCAAUCAAAAAGAAGGGCAAGAAACGACCAAAGGUGGCGCAUGAAAGGGAAUUCACAGAUUUAAGAUACCCCAGUCAGGCAUUUACACAGGAGAUUCUUUCCUCCCUCUCUGUUCCUUUUGAUCUUCCUUAUAUGCAGGAACAGGUUCCCGUUCCGAGGCGUCCUGACACCACUUCUAUCAAUGACCUCGCAGACGAUGGUGAUCUAAAAUUUCGCUCGAAGAAAGUCAUUUGGGCGCCGCGGGUGAGAAGGAGUGUGGAUAACGGUACUGCACAGAACUCUGCCUCCCUUAGUGGCACCAGCGGUCUAACUGAACCGCCGACUCUGGUAGAGGCGUGUUUGUUAGUGCUGGCGAAGAACAUCUCUCUUGUGGAUAGUGUGGGUGAGGUGCCCUACGAACUCUUCUCACGCGCCCUGCAAGAUGCCUCGCCUGAAGAUCUCCUUCGGAUUGAAAAGCACAAUCCCAAAUUCCGCGGUCUGAUGGAUGACCUGUGGAAAAAGCAUGUCUACCGAUGCUUCCCAGAGCGUCGCAAUCUCGACAGUAUCCGGCCAAAAGAAACGUGGGCUAAGAUGUACGUGCGUCUAGAAGCAGAAAACUCGCGCCGACUCAAACAGUUCAUCAAAUGCUCCUCCACCAAGCAGCAGGCUGAGAGGGAAAUAGAGCAUAUAACUCGUCUGUACAAGUCAAAAGUAGAAAGUCGUCCUGGUACUCAACGUGCGCUAACCUUCUGA